AUGGUUACUCGUAUUGUUGCGACCUGGUAUAAGUUUGGCCAAGAUGAUGGCCACCCAGAACCCAACUUUAGUUCAUGGACCAAGAACACCACCGGUCUGUUGUACUAUGGAUCAAACGAGCCCCCAUAUGCCAUCGUCAACAAACACGUUGAGGCUCGCGGUGACCAUGCGACUCUCGCGCGCAAGAUUGCUGCCGAGGCUAUUGCCAUGUUGAAGAAUGAGGACGUCCUCCCAUUGCAGAAGCCAAUGAAGGUCGGCGUUUAUGGAAGUGAUGCUGGUCCAGGUGACGGACCUAACGCUUGCCCCGACCGUGGAUGCAAUCAGGGCACCCUUGCCGUCGGGUGGGGAAGUGGUGCCACAGAUUUUGAGUACUUGAUCACUCCUCUUGAAGCUAUCGAAAAGCAGGUUGGCACCUAUGGGGGUCAAGUCUCUUCAGUCUUAAACAACACUAAGCUUGACGAGAUCAAGGCCGAUGCUAAGAAGCAGGAUAUCUGUCUCGCUUUUGUCAACGCUGAUGCCGGCGAAGGCUAUAUCUCAUGGCAAGAUGUUAACGGCGAUAGGCCGAAUCUCAAAACCCAGCUUGGGGGAGAUGAUUUGAUCUCAGCUGUUGCCGAGGCUUGCAAGGCCACUGUCGUUGUGGUUCACUCCGUCGGCCCUAUCAUCAUGGAGGACUGGGUUCGCUCUCACAAGGUUGACGGUAUCCUCUGGGCUCAUUUGCCUGGCCAAGAAAGCGGAAACUCACUCGUCGAUGUUCUAUGGGGUGCUGUUAACCCUAGUGGAAAGUUGCCGUACACCAUCGGAAAGAGCUUGGAAGACUACGGACCAACUGCAGGUGUCCUCUACGAGUCCAACGGAAACCCGCCACAACAGGACUUCACUGAAGGUUUGUUGAUUGACUACCGCUACUUCGAUAAGAAGGAUAUCACCCCUCGCUAUGAGUUUGGUUUCGGCAUGUCUUAUACCACCUUCGAGUUCAGCGAUCUCAACAUUGUCCGCACCGGAUCGAUGGAGCCUCUUCCUAAGCCUCGCCCUGCUCCCGAAGGUGGCAACCCAGCACUCUGGGAGAUAGUCUACACCAUCACCCACACUCUCAAAAACACUGGAAAGGUUGCCGGAGCGGAGGUAUCUCAGCUCUACGUCAACUACGGAUCCAAGGACACUGUUAAAUUCCCCGAACGAGUCCUCCGUGGCUUUGAGAAGGUCUUCCUCGAGCCUGGAGAGAGCAAGACAGUCACCUUCAAGCUCACUAGACGCGACCUGAGUUACUGGGACGUUACUAAGCAAAACUGGGUCAUCCCAUCCGGAGGUUUGGGCGUUUGCAUAGGUCAGAGCUCGAGGAAAUUCCACCUUCGAGGAAACCUCAGAUACGGCUAUUAAACCAACUACUUUACCCCUAGCGGGACGGAUUGCAGGCAAAAAGUAAAAGGGCGUGGUAAACUUCUUGUACAUAGGUAAUUUUUUCUUCUUGGUCGGUCGGGCGUAUUGUAUCAUAGUGUACCGUUUCGUACACAUUAGAUUCAUUCUGAGCAGGGGGACGUUAA
Molecule: messenger RNA, 1541 nt
Organism: Tuber melanosporum (Perigord truffle)
Lineage: Eukaryota; Fungi; Ascomycota; Pezizomycetes; Pezizales; Tuberaceae
Exons: 3
Coding region: 1-1377 (458 amino acids)
Biological process (GO): glucan catabolic process
Molecular function (GO): beta-glucosidase activity
Source: RefSeq, a predicted model, not a curated record